AUGGGGGUGCUGAAGGAGACCUCUCAGGAGAUGGGUAAGAAGGAGGUGAAGGUGAGCUUCCCUCCCAGGCAGGUGCAGGUGGUUGCCCUUCUCCCAGACCUGUUGGUGUAUAACAAUCACUCCCUCCUGUGUAUGCUGCCUUCCAUGGAGACCUUCAAUGGAGUCUUGCUCUGUGUGGAGAUUACAGGAUUAACUGCUCUCCUUGAAAAGCUAUACACAAACAAUGACCUGAACUGUGGCACGGAACAGUUAACCCAGAUGCUCAACGAUUACAUAGAAGGGAUAAUGGAGCAUGUGCUUUGUUUCGGAGGCGAUAUCUUGAACUCCACAGGGGAUGCGUUGCUGGUGCUCUGGAAGGUAGAACGAAGCCAGCUAAGUGACAUCAUUACCCUAGCAGCAAAAUGCAGCUUGGAGAUGCAGGAGCAGUUCGGGUUUAGCUACACGGAAGUGGGUCUCCAGCUCCAACUGAAGAUCGGGAUGUCUGCAGGCCAUAUGUCUCAGCUCAUUGUCGGUGAUGAGAUACGUCAGCAUUUGCUGGUGACUGGCCAGCAAGUGGACGAUGUGAGGCUGGCACAAAGUCUGGCACAAGCUCGUGAAGUGAUUCUAUCACCGAACUGCUGGGAGCUCUGUGACCAGGACGUGUUAGAAACAGAAAUGCUUAAAGGCCAAAAAGCCAUGAAGAUAGGACGUCUUCUGCACGCCAGGGGUACAGCUGUUGAGCGGCGUGCAGGAGGCACUGGGAAGAAGGGGGAGAAACAGGGACAGGUCCUGCUGAGAGAGGCUGUGGCCCUGGCUUUCAGUCAUGAGCUCGAGCUGGCCUUGCGGAGGUUUGCCUUGGGAAAUGUUCUGAAGAAGGGUAAUAGCACCAAAGUAGAUAUCCAGGAGUCCUUCUAUGCUAUCCGGUCACUUAUGGCCAUAGUCUUCGGGAUCGAUGCCUGUAGACCUUAUAAGAGACAAGACAUCCUCCAAAACAAGCUCACUGGGCUGUGGGAAGAGACCUUCUACUGCGUCUUCAAUAAUCAGUUCCUUGUGAAGGCAGCAGAAGAAGCGACACUGAUUUUCAUCAUUGAUGAAGCCCAGUACAUGGAUGCUGCCUCCUGGGAUUUUUUGGCAAAACUCCUCUCGAGUGUCCCCAUCUUUAUAGUCCUGUCAUUGUCUCCCUUUGCCUCCAAAGAGCUGCUCCCUUGUGCUUCUGCCCAAGGCAUCAUGAAGAGCCCCAAGACCGCUGGUGUUGUCCUCCAGGAACUGGAGCCUUCCAAACUCUUGGAGAUGGCCCCCAGUGCCAUCAAAUCGAUACCCUACAGAGCGCCUAUAGUCUCCUCCAAGGAAGACACAGAGCUUUACAUUUGUACCACCAGGAAGGAUGUGGACCUGGAUGCCUUUCCACUCCCGGUGAGGCUGAAAGAGCUGCUGCUGUACAUCCUCCCGGAGUGGACAAACAAGAAGAUGGAGGAGACACUCAUGAGCCUGAUCAAUUUCCACGUGUUUGAGUGUUUUGGAAAAGAAGCCAGGGCUACACAGGCAGUAGGUUCCUGCCAUUUACGCACACAUCUGGGCCCCCUGACGAUGCAAACCCUGGGGCCAGAGGAGUCUGAAGAUAAUUUGCAGUGCAGGGCAAAAUCAGUCAUGAAUAAACAGGUGUUGCCAGACGAUCAUCUCCGAGUUGAACAGGAGUUCCUGGACAGAGUGGACAAGAUGAUUAAGUACCAUAAACGUGGCAAAGAGGAAGCCACAAACCUGGCACCCUGUGAAUGUGGAGAGAGAGUGGAGUCGGUGGUCUCUGCCCUAGCCUGCCAUUGCCUGAUGGUGAAUGACAGAACCAGGGCUUUUUAUUAUCUGCUGGAGUCUGUGGCUGCUUCCUUACAUUUAUCCAACAAUUAUAUGAAUUGUGUGCUUUGGGCAGGCGGUGGCCCAGUCUCUCACCGUAUCUCCCUGUGUUUGCUUGAGGCAUACUUGUAUCUGAAGAAAGCAAGUGGCCUACAGGAAUUGUCAGCGUUGGCAGUGUUCCCUUGUCUGAAGAGACCAAAACUGAAGAUCAACCAGUUUGAGGAAGCCACUUUCUGUAGCCUCAGGGGAGAGGUCUGCUUCAACAUGGGCCAAAUCGCACUGGCCAAGAAACUGAUCAAGAGGGCCCUCUGCUUACUGCACAAGGGAUUUCCCCGUACCUGGCUCGGAGCCUUUUUCCAGUCCUUACUCGAAGAAUCCAAACACUCUGUGUAUCAUACUCAGCAGCGUCAGGCCCAACACACAGAUGGGAAGGCAUUAGCUGUCCUGCAGCAGCAAAUCCACUGCCUCUCCUUGUUCUGGCAGCUCUACAGCCUGGACUCUACCGCCAACAGGAAGUACUCCCGGCUGGCAGCCCUGAUGGAAAUAAAUUUGGCAAAUGCGUCUGAGAACAAGAUGCAGAUCAUUUCGACGUAUAUGGAUUUUUCACAGUUCUCCCAAAGUAUGGGCUAUAAAGACGAGUGGCUAAAAUAUGAGAUGAUGACUAUCCAGAGAAGUUCCCAGUGCAACUUCACCUUCACCAGGGAGAGGUUGCUGAUGACAGCUCAGUUAGCUCAGGCACUGGUCUAUAGCAAGCUCUACUUGGGUCAUCUGACCAGAUCCAUCCAGUUGGGCUUUCAAGCUCACACAAUGUGUGUGUGUCUCCGGAAAACCAGCCUCCACUGCCUGGUUCUUUCAGUUCUCUUCAAAUCUGCGUUCCUGAAGAACAAAUGCGUCAGAGUCUUGGAGUGGCUGUGGGAACUCUCUACUCAAGAGGAGAGCAUCAUUGUCUUGGCAUGUUUCUAUUCAGUCUGCUUAGACCUGCUGCUUUGUGAUGCUGGGUUUGAUUACAGGCCCAUUGAGGAGUGCCUGCAGUUCAUAAACCAAUAUGAAGCUAGCUGCAUCCUUAAGUCUCAGAGCAACAUCUUGCUGAGUCUAUAUUCCUCUUUGGCAAUCUGGUUUGGCAGACUCCAGCACUGGGAUCUGUUCGAGGACAAUUUCACAAAGGCCCAGUGGUUGGUGAGCAGAACGAACGCGUCCCUUUUUGGCACUCGUGGCUUUUUUAGAUUCCUGGAAUGCCAGGGGCUGUUGCUACGGAGAGUCAUGGAAGACAUGCCCAAGAAGGUCCGGGAGACUCGCAGCUCAACGCUCAGGUACUUCGAAGAAUUCCUUUCUCGCUGCUCGACGAGUCUGGUCUACCACACGAGGGUUUACAGCCUGAAAGCCUCUGUUAACCUCCUGGGAGAUGAAGAUAAGAGCCAGGUCCCUUUGUCGAAGGGUCUCAAACUUUCGGCCACUUCCCACAACAGGCUGGAGGAAACAUCUCUCAGUGUGAGCCCUGACAGUGUCCAGAACAAGAAUCAGGGCUCCGGCAGAGUCGAAGAGCUGAAGGACAGCAAAGAUCAGGAUGAAGAGGGCACACGAGAAUACAUGAAAUCUGUCACAUCGAGGCUGAAAUCCGAACCCAGGGUGGAGGAACUGACCUUUGUUCAUCUCCAGCUGGGGCAAACUCCCGCAUCCCCCACACACGCUGCCCACUGGUGAGCCUAUGGAAUAUAUCAGCACUGCACCCCGCACCUUGCCCUCAAUGUCCAGAAAACCCCAGGGUGACGAUGACAAAGUCUGAGGGGGCAGGAGAGACUGUCCGAGCUGGGACAUUGCUGGGUAGGGUGGAGGGUUUGUUGGAAUUUGGAGCACGUACAUUGAAAACCUGCCUCGUCGUGGCUCAGAGGCCAGCAGAGAAUUUUAGGAGGGACACUGGAAAAAUGGGGAAAAGUAACACAAAGGGGUUCUUUUCUUUUAGUCUUUGUAGUUCAGUGGUGUUUGUGGGACCCUGGAAUGAUUUGGGAUAACUCUGUAAUUCUGUGUAGCCCAUGAAAGCUCAUGCUGAAAUAAAUUUGUUAGUCUCUGA
Molecule: messenger RNA, 3895 nt
Organism: Gopherus flavomarginatus (Mexican gopher tortoise)
Lineage: Eukaryota; Metazoa; Chordata; Testudines; Testudinidae
Product: adenylate cyclase type 10-like
Exons: 23
Coding region: 1-3528 (1175 amino acids)
Biological process (GO): cyclic nucleotide biosynthetic process; intracellular signal transduction
Cellular component (GO): cytoplasm
Molecular function (GO): adenylate cyclase activity
Source: RefSeq, a predicted model, not a curated record